UAACGUAGAUGGCGUUAACAUACAUUCAGAAAUCUCUUUCUCUCGCGAUGGCCUCCCUCAUUCUCAGACGUCCCUUGAAUAUUUUUGUGAACUACAAUGCUCGUAAUAACAUCAAACAAAACAUUCAGAUGACAUUACGUCGUCAUGCAGCUACUGACACCAAAGCAGCAGCAGAGUCAAAGAAAAUUGAGUUAACAUGGGUGCAGUAUUUCAUGAGUACGCAUUUCUGGGGUCCUGUUGCCAACUGGGGUAUACCUCUCGCCGCCUUAGCUGAUAUGAAAAGAGAUCCUGAGAUUAUCAGUCCGAGGAUGACAGCAGCUCUAUGUGUGUAUUCUGCUCUCUUCAUGCGAUUUGCUUACAUGGUAAAUCCCCGUAACUGGCUCCUCUUUGCCUGCCAUUUCACCAAUGAGGGCGCUCAAUUAGUACAACUCGGUAGAUAUGUCAACUAUGCAAGGAGUAAAAAGCCAUCAAAGUGACAGACACGUCUUCUCAAGUAGGCUAUAUUUUUAGAUAAAUGAUACCUUCUGAAAAUAUUUUAUAUAUUAUAAAUACAUGAAUUACACAGACUAAAUUUAUACUCCUUCACUACAUGUAUUUCAUUGUUAUUUGAGUCUGGUUGUCAGAUAAGAGGUGUUGUGUUUAAAUGCAAUAACAAUGAUAUUUUAUCUUGUAUUUAUCCACUAUUUAUCAACUAUUUUGAUGUGCCAUCUCGUGAGAAAACUAUUUUUGUAGGGUAGCUCUAUAGUGGUAGUUUAGAGUGGCAUAAUGUCCCUUCUGAAAUGCAAACUUGAAAUGUAAUAAUUUACAAACUUUGUAUAGCUGUAAAGGUCUAUUUUUUCAUUGAAAGUGAGAUUACCAAUGAUUUUCCCCAUUAGUGUUGUAAAUUAAUCUGUGGGAUCUUCACAGGGUAUGUAUUUCUAGAUAUCAUUCCACUAGAUGCCUAAAUAAACACUCACUGAGUUUUCACUAUUGGUACCAGUUGCAAGAAAACAGAAAAGCAUAGUUGCAGUUAAAUAAUUCUUUAUGAAAGACACCUUUGAUGAUUUUACCACUCUCAUUGUAAACUUUGCAUCCAAACUCUGGAGUU
Lytechinus variegatus (green sea urchin) is the source of this 1087-nucleotide messenger RNA. RefSeq names its product mitochondrial pyruvate carrier 1-like. Bases 9 to 476 code for a protein of 155 amino acids. Gene Ontology annotation, biological process: pyruvate import into mitochondria. The transcript is spliced from 6 exons. Gene Ontology annotation, cellular component: mitochondrial inner membrane. NCBI's taxonomy places the organism in Eukaryota, Metazoa, Echinodermata, Echinoidea, Temnopleuroida, Toxopneustidae. The record is from RefSeq and is a predicted model, not a curated record.